This is a messenger RNA of Babjeviella inositovora NRRL Y-12698, 1101 nucleotides long. Its product is annotated as putative tRNA acetyltransferase. Gene Ontology annotation, biological process: tRNA modification. The transcript has a single exon. Lineage: Eukaryota; Fungi; Ascomycota; Pichiomycetes; Serinales. Gene Ontology annotation, molecular function: RNA binding. The record is from RefSeq and is a predicted model, not a curated record. The coding region runs from base 30 to 926 and encodes 298 amino acids.
GGUCAUCAACCAACCACUACUACACUAACAUGGCUAAGAGACAGGCUAGUGCCAAGGAGGGGAACUCCAAGAAGAAAUACAAGCAAGGAGGGAUCGUGGAACCAGCCACCUCCGGGAUCUACGCCACGUGUGUCAAAGGCCGUGAGCAGAACGCCCGCAAGGAGUUGAUGAACUUGCUUUCCGACAAGGUUGCUGAGAUGUAUGAUUUGGACAACCUCGAGGAAGAGGAAGAGGAGGAAGAUUUGUCCAUCGAAGACCAGAUCAACAAGGAACUCAGCGAGAUGAAGGCCACUAAGGAUACCAACAAGGAGUUGUUGAAACCAAUUGAAUUGGGCUGCGAGUGUGUCAUCUUCAUCAAGACCAGAAAACCGAUUGCGCCGGAGGAGUUGGUUGAAAAAUUUGUUUCUGAGCUCUGGGAGAAGAGCCGAAAGGUCACCCGCUACACCCAGAGAUUGUCUCCCGUGACAUUUUCCGUGACACCUACGGCCUCGGAGUUGAAGAAGCUCUCCGCGCGGGUUUUAGCCCCACAUUUCCACAAGCCUGAGGGCCAGGAACCGGUUCGCUAUGCUAUACAGGUCCACAGAAGAAACUUUGACUCCUUGGAGAAGGAUGCGAUUAUCAGAUCCAUUGCCGAGUCUGUUGGCAGAGACCACGGCCACGUGGUGGACUUGAAGAACUUUGACAAGCUUAUUUUAGUCGAGGCAUUUAAGAGUAACAUUGGGAUGAGUGUGGUGAACAACUAUAACAAGUAUGAGAAAUACAACUUGCAGCAGAUCUUCGAGAAGAGCCAGAAGAACGCCGAAGAUAGUACGUCUAGAGUCAGGGCUGCGAACGAAGGAGGAGCCACGGAGGAAGUUAAAAAGGAUGACGAAGUCAAGGAAAAGGCUCCAGAAGAGGCCAAGCAAGAAACCCAGGAGGUGAAAUAAGCGUGGGAACAGCUAAUAUAUGUCAACUGUUAUAUGUAAUGGGGGUAUGCAUAGGGCUCUAUGAAUUGGCAUCUAAAAUAAAAGCAAACUUUAGAAAUUUGAGUCUUGGCAACCAUGGAUAAAAUUUAGUGACAGAAAAUGGAAGCUAUAGCACUCAAAUAUACCAAUACGGAUG